Messenger RNA from Venustampulla echinocandica, 870 nucleotides. RefSeq lists its product as uncharacterized. The transcript has 3 exons. Bases 1 to 870 code for a protein of 289 amino acids. The record is from RefSeq and is a predicted model, not a curated record. Lineage: Eukaryota; Fungi; Ascomycota; Leotiomycetes; Helotiales; Pleuroascaceae.
AUGCUUCGUCAACGCCCACCCACAUCCUCCAAUGCCAAGGGGGCAAAGGGCCCCUUGCCUAGGAACACAGCCAGGAACGAGACCAACAAUAGGAACGUUCAUAAUGAUCCACAUACUCCACUCCCUAACGACCAGUCCCCAUCCUUUUCUCGACGACGCCCUUCCGCAAGGUCGUCGUCGUCGUCCGGUCCUGCCGAAACUCCCAAAAACCUACCUGAGGAAAAGGAAACGGCAGAUAUGGAGUUUAAGGACAUGAGCCGAAAGUCGCAAUGGAUUGCGCUGGCUAUGAUGAGCGGUGCCUGCGCGGCGUUUAACGGGGUGUUUGCGAAGCUAACAACCACCGAACUCACCACAAGCUUCGCAGCCUCGGUUGGGAAUUUUUUUGGUUUAGGCGAUGGAGAGAAGGUUGUGGAGUUCGUAGUUAGAGCUAUAUUCUUCGCCCUCAACCUUAUCUUCAACGGCAUAAUGUGGGCGCUCUUCACCAAAGCCCUCGCCCGCGGGACAUCCACAACUCAAGUCAGCAUCAUAAACACCAGCUCCAACUUCAUGAUCACCGCCAUUCUUGGCUUCGUAAUCUUCUCCGAGUCGUUGCCACCGUUAUGGUUCCUUGGCGCCGGGUUAUUGGUAGCGGGAAAUGUGAUCAUUGGACGCAGGGAGGAGGUUGAUACUCUCAAACCUUCCGGAGCAGAUGUAUUAGAGGAGGAGGGGCUAUUGGGGGAUGAGAGUGAGGCUGUGGAGCUUGACGAGGGUGUUGAUGCGGAGGGGAAUGGGAAGCCGAGGAAUGGGGAGGAUAUUUUGGAUUUGGAUUUGUUGGGUGAAGAGGAGGAAGUGCGGAAGAACAGUGACGAUUUGAUUGGUUUGAGGAGAUGA